This is a messenger RNA of Cuscuta campestris, 2393 nucleotides long. Lineage: Eukaryota; Viridiplantae; Streptophyta; Magnoliopsida; Solanales; Convolvulaceae. The record is from the annotation of a GenBank genome assembly.
UGAGGUAACUUGACCAUAACCUGUUAGAGCAACUCCAAUCAUGGGGCAUCUGAAGAGAGAACAGAAAUGGAGGUUGGAGGGAGCAGUGAGAGCCCGGCAGAGACGAAGACGAAGACCAAAACAGCUCGAAAACCCAAAGAAAGCACUCUGAAACAAAAAUCUCCAGCUGAGUUCUUUGCUGACAACAAGAACAUAGCGGGGUUUGACAACCCUGGGAAAUCACUUUAUACUACAGUGAGAGAGCUUGUUGAGAAUGCUCUUGAUUCUGCCGAAUCAAUAUCGGAACUUCCUGUUGUUGAGAUGACAAUUGAGGAGAUUGGGAAAUCAAAGUUCAAUUCUUUGAUUGGCUUGGCAGAUCACCAGAGGGUUGAUGCUGAGCUGUAUGAUGAUUUUGAAACCAAAAAGGCGCGAGAGAAAAGACUUGCCAAGGAAGCUCGACUUCAAGAGAUCCAGGCAAAGAGUGCCGCGUCUGGGAAGAAAGUAAAAGAAGCGACAACUGUAAAGGCCAACAGAAGUCGUGAGGCUUCAUAUUACUGUGUGACAUGCAAGGAUAAUGGAAAAGGAAUGCCACAUGAUGAUAUCCCUAACAUGUUUGGAAGAGUGUUAUCUGGGACAAAGUAUGGAUUGAAACAAACACGUGGGAAAUUUGGUCUUGGUGCAAAGAUGGCACUGAUUUGGUCUAAGAUGAGUACAGGGCUACCGAUUGAAAUCAUGUCAUCUAUGAAGGGGCAAAGUUAUACUUCAUUCUGUAGGCUGGAUAUAGAUAUUCAUCGGAACAUUCCUCACAUUCAUGUACAUGAAAAACGUGAGAACAAAGAAAAGUGGCAUGGAGCAGAUAUCCAAAUAGUCAUUGAAGGGAAUUGGACAAGUUACCGUUCAAAAAUACUCCACUAUAUGCGUCAAAUGGCUGUCAUCACUCCUUAUGCACAAUUUAUUUUCAAAUUUAUAUCAGAGACUCCAGAAAAAAACGUGACCAUACGAUUUACAAGGAGAACAGAUAUAAUGCCUCCAGUUCCUCUUGAGACGAAGUAUCAUCCAUCUGCUGUUGAUAUACUUCUGAUCAAGCGGCUAAUUGCUGAAACUUCAAAGCAUACCCUUCUACAAUUUUUUCAGCAUGAAUUUGUGAGCAUAGGGAAAUCCCAUGCAGAUCGUUUGAUUGGGGAGUUGGGUCCAGACUUUAGCGCUAAAAUGCCAGUCAAAUCAUUAAGUUCUCAACAGAUUGUUCGUAUCCAUCAGUUGUUCCGUCAAGCCAAGUUCCACGAUCCUAGCGGUGAUGUUCUAAGUCCUGCGGGGGAGUAUAAUUUAAGGCUUGGAGUUAUAAAGGAGCUGCAUCCAGAUAUGCUUGCUACAUAUUCGGGAAGUGCGCAAGUAUUUGAAGGGCAUCCUUUUAUUGUGGAAGCGGGAGUUAGUUUGGGCGGAAAAGAUGUGAAACAUGGUCUAAAUAUAUUUCGGUUUGCUAAUCGCAUUCCCCUUCUAUUUGAGCAAGGAGCUGAUGUUGUUACCCGAACCGCUUUGAAGAGGAUCAACUGGAACAGUUACAAGAUUAAUCAGGCACAAGAUAAAAUUGGCGUCUUCGUCAGUAUUGUAAGCACCAAAAUUCCUUUUAAAGGGACUGGGAAGGAAUACAUUGGAGAUGAUAUAAGUGAGAUAGCUUCUGCUGUGAAGACAGCCAUUCAACAGUGUUGUGUUCAGCUAAAAUCCAAAAUCGUAAAAAGAAAACAAGCUCAAGAGCAGCAGGAGAGAAAGCGUAAUUUGACCAGGUACAUCCCUAGUGCUUCUGUUUCUAUAUUUGAAGUCCUCAAAGAUAUGUCUAAGAAACAUGCUUCCAAGAAGAGGCGCUUUGAGGAUGGAGAUUCAGAUUUACUGAAACAAGUUUCAGAUGAUUUAGUUACAGAAGAGACACUGAGAAUGAAGCUUGCUCAGCAUGUUCAACAGGUUGACUAUGAGAUGGCGCUAGAGUAUGCCACACAGACUGGGGUAAAGGAAGAGCCCAAAGAAGAUAUUUACUUGCAAGUGUUGAAUGAUGAUGAUAAGUUCACUGAUUUCCAUAGCCCAAUAUUUCUCUUCAGACUUUUCCAUUAGGUAUUUAUACGCUUCUUCUCACUCCACCUCUAUUCUCUAUGUCCAUUUUGGAGUUGCAAUAUGCUUUAUACCCAUAAUGCAGUAGAUGAAUUACAGAGAUAUAAGAUAGGUUACAAAUGUUGGUCCUAUAAAGAAACAUUGUUCUUUACAUUUUACUCCAUCUUUUUAGAUGGAAUACAAAGUUUUAAACUACUCUAUGAAAGUGGAUAAUGUAACGUCGGGUACUGAGUAUUCCAUUGAAGUUGUAUGAGAUCAUUAUCCUUGAUCUGCUCUGUUUAUAGCUUUAAAUUCAUUAAAGAGCAAGUUUAAGG